AUGAUACAUGCCCAGAGCUACAACGACGACGACGCAUUGCGUCUCGAUCUGGGCGAAGGCCCAUCGACCCCGAGUCUCCAUACUAGCAUACGCGUACGACCUAUCACGAUCCGAUUCACCGAACCUGGUGUACGCGAUUUACAUCUACGUCUGCAUUCGGUCACCUCACUACGCGCUCUUUCUCACUCGACAUCAAACAGCACCGGAGAGCAGCAGCAACCGCAGCAGCAGGCUGGCGGGCUCAUCUUUGACUUUGAGGCCGAACAGCACCCCGACACUUCCCCCGCUCCAUCACCACCACCACCCCAACCACCCCAACCACCGCUAGUAGCAGCAUCAGCACAGCCGCUCGACGGCUCGAAAGCUGAGGGUGCUCGAAACUUGGUCCACGAGGUCUUCGACGUCUUGAAUGCUGAUGGGCUGAUGGGCGACGAGAGCGUUCGGUCGCUCAAGGCGAAGAUGGAACGGCACCGACAAGGAGUACAGUCGAGGCGGUUGCGAUUGAUCCAUGCGGGGAGGAUACUGAUGGAUGGGGUGAGACUUGUUGGGUACUUGGAGGAGUUGGACGCAAGAACAAGGGUGCAAAGUCGGCAGACGUUUCGGCAGCUUGCGCUCGAUGCCGAUGGUCAGAAAGCAGGGGAAGGGGAGGAGAGUGACGAGGACAGCGAGGAGCAGGAGCAAGGGCGACGAAGCGGAGCAGCGGAUGAGGAGGACGGAACGGUGCAGCGCGAUGCGGUAGAGAAGAGAGAGAUGAGCGUUCGAGAGCUGGUGGACUGGCUAUCUGCUCAAGCAGAGGAGCCUGCUACAGAUGCAACCAGUGGCGGCGAUUCUUGCAGCACACUCAACGCCAGACACACAGGAGGCAAAGGCAAGAAGCGCGAACCAGCGUGCUACUCGGAGCUUGUCCGUGUCGCCAUCCGCACUGCACCCACCGUCUACAUCCAAUGCUCAGUAGGCGAGCGCAUCACACAACCCUCGCCCACUUCUCCACACGGCACCACGCACUCCGCGGACCCGACCGACGUGCACGGCGCCACCGGUGCUCCUCCACUCGACUCCUCCUCUACCAGCAGCCUCACCGCCGAAGACGAAGACGACCGCAAUCGCGGCUUCAACCGCUUGCUCGAUGCCGGACUUACCCCGGAAGAAAUCUCCACCAUCCGCACACAGUUCCGCACCUCGCACCCGCUCGCGACCACCUACGACCUCAUCCAAGCGCGGGAACACGCACAGCACCUGCUCGCCAUGGAAGAGUCGUGGAUGGACACCUUCUCUUCCCCCAACCCCACUGCCGGCGGCGCCGCGGCGGCGGCGCACGACCCGGUCGCUGGCGGAGGAGACUUUGGCGACGCACCGGGCGGCGCGAGCCGAGCGUACAGCACCGUGAUGCAGGGCUUGAUGGUCGGGUUCUUCCUCCCCCCGCUCGUGCCGCUGUUCUGGUUCCGCGACAAGCCGCAUCCUUCGUCCCUGCCGCGUGGGGGCGAGCCGAGGGAGGCGGAAGACGACGAGGACGACGAGCAGCAGUGGGAGAACGAAAGGUCCGCCAUGACGAGGGAGAGCGUGCUCGGCAGCACGAUGCAGAUCUCGAUCUUGUUCGGGCUGGUCGCGAAUCUCAUCAUGGGCGUCUUUCGGUUUAUUUGGUAG
Messenger RNA from Sporisorium graminicola, 1644 nucleotides. RefSeq lists its product as uncharacterized. Gene Ontology annotation, molecular function: protein binding. Bases 1 to 1644 code for a protein of 547 amino acids. Gene Ontology annotation, biological process: protein processing. The transcript has a single exon. Gene Ontology annotation, cellular component: Dsc E3 ubiquitin ligase complex; endoplasmic reticulum. Lineage: Eukaryota; Fungi; Basidiomycota; Ustilaginomycetes; Ustilaginales; Ustilaginaceae. The record is from RefSeq and is a predicted model, not a curated record.